Morchella sextelata is the source of this 1278-nucleotide messenger RNA. RefSeq lists its product as uncharacterized. Gene Ontology annotation, cellular component: protein complex involved in cell adhesion; phagocytic vesicle; cell surface. The transcript is spliced from 2 exons. Gene Ontology annotation, molecular function: polysaccharide binding; oligosaccharide binding; N-acetylgalactosamine binding. The record is from RefSeq and is a predicted model, not a curated record. NCBI's taxonomy places the organism in Eukaryota, Fungi, Ascomycota, Pezizomycetes, Pezizales, Morchellaceae. The coding region runs from base 1 to 1278 and encodes 425 amino acids. Gene Ontology annotation, biological process: cell-cell adhesion.
AUGGCUGAUGCCCUUGAGUCCGCCGUGAAAAGCCUUGAGAACAUCGCAGCCCUAGUUACCGGAGCACAGGUGUCGAAACCUCUCACUUCCAGCGAUCUCUUGCGGCCACUUACUGGCCCAGGCCGAAUCGUCACGAACCUAUCGCCACGACCACCAAACUCACCGAACGGUACCAAAACAGCCUCCACUACCGCCGUGAAUAAGCUCCAGAGCCAGAACGCAUCCCUGAUUUCAACAAACAACCAAUUGAAGAAUGAGACCGCGAAGAUAAAGAAUGGGCUGCUGGAAGCCUACAAGAGUUUAACAGAAGCAAAGAAAGGAUUGGUGAUCCUUACUCGGGAUCUUUCAAACACGAAGAAGGAGUUAUUGAAGGCGAAGGAGGCAAACGACGAACUUGCGGAUGCCUUGGAAAGUAGACCGACUUCCUCUCGGCCAAGAUCCACAAAGAACCCCGUCAUUAGUAGUUUCAACACCAAGAACGUGAGGCCUGAUACCGUCCCAGUCGAGAAAACGUCCAAGCAUGUCACGUUUGCCAAGCCAUACAAGGCACCCCCGAGUAUGGCGAUCGGACUGUACGCUCUCGAUGUCGCCAGCGGGGAUACUAUGCGGAUCUCGACCUUCAUAAGCAAUCUUGAAAAUAACCGUUUCGAGGUCAACAUUGAUGGCAAUCCGGUGAACUCGGGCGGUUGCAUCUGGCUUGAAAUCGAACCAGACCAUCAAGACUUCCAAUGCGGGCGCUACAGCACCCUUGAAGACCAUCCUUGGAGCACCUCGCAGGCAACCCACGAGCGUCGAAUCUCGUUUGCGAGACCAUACGAUGAACCACCCGAGGUGGUCGUCUGGUUGAGCGCCUUCAAUAUGCACUCGGAAAAGGAUUGGCGUGUGAAAUCGUUCGCAUCAGAUAUCACUGCCACAGGAUUCACGGUCCACAUCGAAACAUGGGGCGAUAGCCAGUUGUGUGCCGCUGCGGCUAGCUGGAUCGCCUACCCGAGAGAAAAGGCCGAUGUUUGCAGUGGCAGCUUCAGCACAACUGAUGUGCGCCCGAGGGACAAUCCAAGGCCUAAUACGUCCGGCCCUGUAGAAUUUGCGGAGGAUAUGUUUUCGACCACACCAAGGGUUGUUCUAGGAAUUAAUAGCUUGGAUGCAGGAUGCGAAGGGGGUCUUAGGCUGGAGUUGAUGGGGACAGAUGUUUCUUCGAAGGGUAUGACUUGGAAUCUGAACUCAUGGAAAGAUACCACCAUGUACUCGGCCGGUGGAACAUAUAUAGCCCUUACGUGA